Morchella importuna is the source of this 279-nucleotide messenger RNA. RefSeq lists its product as uncharacterized. Bases 1 to 279 code for a protein of 92 amino acids. The record is from RefSeq and is a predicted model, not a curated record. The transcript has a single exon. NCBI's taxonomy places the organism in Eukaryota, Fungi, Ascomycota, Pezizomycetes, Pezizales, Morchellaceae.
AUGUCAACUACCUCGGACCCCGCAAGCUCCAGCACCUCCACCGUCGUCACUACCGCCCCUCCCUCCGCUUCAUUCACCUACAGCUACAUCCUCUCGGACGAGCCCGCCUCGCCUUCACUCGGGAUGAGGUCUCGUUUCCGCAAGACUGCGGGCUCGUCGAGACGGCCUGUUGCUGCUUCGGGAGACAAAGGAGAUGGAGAGGCUCAUGGAGAAGGGCAGGAUGGACAAGGUGGGCAAGGUGGGAGGAUGGGCAUUGGGGGGUCGUGUAUAGUGCAGUAG